UCACUGCCGCGUUUCUAACCUUACUGGCGGGUCAUAUGAUUACGCCGUGACUCUUCAAACCCACAUCACAACAAUCAUAUCCCGCCAUUUUCAUUCUUACUUUCUACAUCUACCAUCACCUUCUACACACGUAGUAUCCACGAUCCGCAUACAAUCUUAUCAUCUUACUUCUUUCGCGCAUCAACACCGCCACGAUGGCCUCUUCGGACAAAAAUGAGAUCACCGAGAAGGAAUCCAAGGUGCUAGCCCUAGCCUGGCACUGUUUCAAGACGCAACCCGAGAUCGACUACAACAAGCUAGCCAAGCUUGCUGGCUACACCAAUCCCCGGAGCGUCACCAAUAUCAUCUGUGCUGUCAAGAAGAAGGUCGCUAUGCCUCACAACGAUGAGAACAGCGGUGGCGAGGGUCCUUCCACUCCAGUCAAGCGCACCCCGAAGGGCAAAGGCAAGGUCGCCCGCACCCCUGCCUCACGCAAGCGCAAGACCGCGAGCGAUGAUGAGGACGUUAGCAACGAUCCCGCCACACCUAGCCGCGGCAAGCGCGCUCGCGCCAAGAAGACCGCGCCUUCUAAGGCCGCCGUCGAGCUCGAUGACUCGGAGGACGACAAGAAAGGCGUGAAGAUGGACUCUCACGCCGACGAGCAGGGAAUUCCCGAGGACGUGGUUGACUAAGGUCGUAACUUUCAACGAAACCAGAAACCAAGACGGACUAGUAGAUGUCAUUUGCAGGAUAAUCUUAGCUCAUCUUGCUUUACAAUACGCCAGAUACGCUGUCUGAUGGCGUAACGUACAGUCCCUCGAUACCCGAGCAAGUUCGCAAUAAAUCACAUCCGGCUGCUUUUCCCAAUUA
Annulohypoxylon truncatum is the source of this 849-nucleotide messenger RNA. RefSeq lists its product as uncharacterized. The record is from RefSeq and is a predicted model, not a curated record. The coding region runs from base 195 to 671 and encodes 158 amino acids. The transcript is spliced from 4 exons. Lineage: Eukaryota; Fungi; Ascomycota; Sordariomycetes; Xylariales; Hypoxylaceae.